Colletotrichum abscissum is the source of this 765-nucleotide messenger RNA. RefSeq names its product 2OG-Fe(II)oxygenase. The record is from RefSeq and is a predicted model, not a curated record. The coding region runs from base 1 to 765 and encodes 254 amino acids. Gene Ontology annotation, cellular component: endoplasmic reticulum. Gene Ontology annotation, molecular function: L-ascorbic acid binding; iron ion binding; procollagen-proline 4-dioxygenase activity. The transcript is spliced from 2 exons. Gene Ontology annotation, biological process: peptidyl-proline hydroxylation to 4-hydroxy-L-proline. Lineage: Eukaryota; Fungi; Ascomycota; Sordariomycetes; Glomerellales; Glomerellaceae.
AUGGCUCUCAAGCAAUUCUUGUCCAUGUCCUUCGCCGCGGCUAUCCUAGCGGCACUCUUCUCCGCAAAGUCUCGGUCCCAGGAGGAGCUCCAGAUUCCACUCGGCAACUCUUGCCCGCGCCCGCGCUAUACAGUACGGACGUUGUCAUAUGAUCCACUCAUUCAGCACAUUGAGAACUUUAUCACCCCAGAUGAGUCCCAAUACCUGCUGCAGAUUGCGCAGCCUAGGUUCCAGCGGUCUCGCGCCAUCGGCACUGACGGGCGAUCCAUUGCUGCGCAGGAACGAACCAGUUCCACAGCGUACCUGUCUUCGGAUGAUUUUGUCGUCCAAUGCAUCAGAUCCCGCGCUUCGGAGUUUCAGGGCUACGUAGACCUUGACAUGAUGGAGGAUCUGCAAGUGACGCGGUACUUGGAGGGGCAGCAGUACACGAAUCACUAUGACUGGGCAGCGAACCCCGCGGCGAGAAACCAGACGACAAACAGGGAAACAACCUUCUUCGCCGUUCUCGAUGUGGAGUGUUCCAGCUGCGGGACACGGUUCCCCAAGAUCUCCGUGGACUGGGGUGUCGAGGAUGAGCGGUGGUGCAACCUGGUCGACUGUGCGGCCCAGACAGAGCUGACAGUGCGAGCGGUCGCCGGUAGUGCCGUCUUCUGGCGGAAUCUCCAUUCCGAUGGGACCGGAGAUUCUCGAACGCUACAUGCCGGCCUUCCGGCGGUAGGCGGCAAAAAGAUCGGGUUGAAUAUCUGGACACGCCGGGAGGUUUAG